Colletotrichum chrysophilum is the source of this 1041-nucleotide messenger RNA. RefSeq lists its product as uncharacterized. The record is from RefSeq and is a predicted model, not a curated record. Lineage: Eukaryota; Fungi; Ascomycota; Sordariomycetes; Glomerellales; Glomerellaceae. The transcript is spliced from 2 exons. The coding region runs from base 1 to 1041 and encodes 346 amino acids.
AUGGAGAUGGAGGAGGAAAAACACAAGUUCAUCAUCCCGGUCCACGAAAGGCGACAACCCGGGAACGUCACCGUCGACCCCAGGCAAACACAAGACGUAUCACCAAUCGAGGCGCCUAGGAUACAACAUGUCGACAAUUCGUAUCCCCAGACUGCACAUCUCCGUGACGUCCCGGAUGACUCGCCGCCGUAUCCAGAAUCUCGGAGAAUCAGCGCGGAGCGGUCGGUAUCCCCGAUAGCUCGUGUUCCAGUAGCGGCGGCUGUGGCGCCGUCGCCGGCGUCGGUGCCUGACGAGGGGGGCCGUAUGACGGGCUGGAUGCGGAGGCUCGAGAACGCGGGACAGGUCGAAGGCCAACCACGAAAGACGAUUCUUGGUCUGACCAUCUUCCGGUUCUGGGUGGCCGUCGCGCUGGGCGUCACUAUCGUUGGCGUCGCCAUCGCUGUCGGUUUGGCGCUGGGGUUGGCUAACCGGCCCGAAGACACGCCCUCGGCAUCGAGCAACAGCACACCGACGGCAGUGAUACAGGAACUCGGCGUGCCCUCCGCGGCCCCGAUCAACCCGUACUGCGAGACUUCUUCAACCCCCAAAAACACGACGGUGACGCCGUACGACGCCUCCGGCUCGCCGAUCCGCUUCAACAACGACCAAGCCAUGUCGUUUGACGUGCUCUGCAACACCUUCUGGCCGCAGCGCCAGGGCUUGAACCCUGAGCUGCGCGACAUCCUCGUCAUGACCGUCCCGGACAUGUUGACCUGCAUGACGCUCUGCGCGCAGUACAACCAGGGGUACAGCGACGCCGUCGGCGACGAUGUCUACGUCGGAGGCGGCAUCUGCGUGGGCGUCGCGCUGGUCAAGGGCAUCGGGCAGUUCUGCUACCUGAAGAACGCGACGGGCAUCAACGACACCACGGCCGCGGGCGGGUUCGACGUCGACUCGGCCGUGCUCACGGGGAACUGGGCGAACUUGACCUCCAACGAGCAGACGCUUGCUUUUGGAGGGAACUUGCCGGAGGUUGUGGCGAAUACGACGACUGCGACUUAG